Saxophila tyrrhenica is the source of this 3804-nucleotide messenger RNA. RefSeq lists its product as uncharacterized. NCBI's taxonomy places the organism in Eukaryota, Fungi, Ascomycota, Dothideomycetes, Mycosphaerellales, Extremaceae. The record is from RefSeq and is a predicted model, not a curated record. The transcript is spliced from 2 exons. The coding region runs from base 1 to 3804 and encodes 1267 amino acids.
AUGUCCUCCACCACCACCGCCGCCGCAGCAGCAGCGACGUCCUUCUGCUGCCACCACCCCACCGACCGCACCGCCUCCCCCUCGCCCCCACCCCGUCCCAUCGCCAACCUCGACGGCAUCUUCGCCGCCGCCGCUCUGCCGGACGACCACCCGCAUGCCCUGACGUUCCAGCAUCGCGCGCCUGAAGUCAAUACCGGGAUCGUGUGUAGUCCUGGGUUGGGCAGUAAACUGAAGUUGCAGUUUUCGAGGCGGCGGUCGAAGAUGAGUUUGGCGAAAGAGAAAGAUUGCGAAGGGUGGGAUGAGGACGCGAGGGUGGUUAGUACGAGGGAGAUGAUGCGGGAGGUGGAUGGUGGAAGUGGAAGUGCAAGUGGGAGGGCAGGGAAAGGGGCUCCGCCGAUGCUGGAAUUGAGGCGUUUUGGGAGUAUGAGUCCGAUUACUAGUGAGGAUUGUGAGAGGUUGGUGUAUCUGAAGCCGGCGGUGAAGAGAUCUGAGGACGAGGCGGAUGAGGCAAGCGGUACUGCUGGGCUCGCCAAUGUUGUUGCCACUUACCAGCCUGAUGCGAUGGUGGGCUGUGGGAAUCAACGACCGCUGCCGCCAUUGCCGAAAUCGUUCAGCGCGCCACUGCUCCCUUGUGCGGAUGCUGGAACUUCUCCGUCUACGCCAAUCGCCGGGGAGGCCUCGUCCAGGUCUACAGGAGCACUACUGACCGCACGGCGCUCGAGGUCGGACUCGGACCUUGCUGGUGCAUUCAGACGGCAAUCGGAUCAAAUCUGCUUCACAGCUGGCUCCAGUGAUGGUACUGGGGAUGCAUCUGCGCCUGCGUCCGCCGACACUCCGGCUAUUCCAAUAUUGCACGUCCGCGAGCCGACACGAGAGGACUUGCUCGAGUCACCACCGGCGGACCAGCUACCAGAACUCAAGCAGAAACCAUCGGACCGCGGCCUCCAUCUCUACAACAUGGGGAUCUCACAGCAGCUUCGCAGCAUGUCCCAGCUCUCCGAUGUAGCAGAAGACGACUCCAUGCCCGCAUCGCCUCAUCCUUGGACCUUCCAUUACAGAGAGCGCUCAGACCUCGGUCCUGGCAGACGUCCCAGACAGAUGUCGAGCUCGGGAGUCAACAGUGGCAACGUGCCUUCGAGUUGGGGUAGAGUUCGCUCACCGGGCGUUGAGACGGCAUCUUCGGUCUACAGCCGGCCGACGAGUGCUGGAGCCAGUGCAGUCCAGAUUACUUCUGUGAGCGAGACGCCAGGUACGGAGACUCCUGUGCCUGCUAUCGACAUGAAUGCGCUCUUUGCGGACUGGCCUCUAAAAACAUCCAAGCCUUCAGCAUCCCGAGAAACUUCCAAAGUCAACGUCACCAAGGGCUCGCAACGAUCUGGUGGUAGCGCCUAUCGCGACAAACCAUUACCAUCCACACCCGGCGAGAACCGCAAGGACUCUGGCACAGCAUCCUUCCACACAGCAGCCAACAGCGCUGGAGACAGGUCUGUGAGAUGGUCUUCGCCGCCAGAACAUCACUUCAGAGUGCCUCCAAGGCUUCUUUACUCAGCUCUAGCAUAUGCGUGCAAGGACGAUCAGCCGGUGAGGAAGACUGUGAAGAAGCGUCGGUCUAUUUUCAAGUUCUUGCGUCCAGGUAGUCGCAAGCAACAGCAUGCUCCGAGUACUUUUACUAUGUCUGAGAUGGACGGCGAUUUGGAUACGCCGGAGGCACAGAUGGGCGUGGCAACGACUGAUGACGACAAGAUCAGUCCGGCGAAGAAUGCAGGCCACGAAAACCUCAAGACUUACGAUGGGCAGUCGGAGGAUCCAGCUUUACUGACAGUGCAGUACGAACUUGACGAGCGUCCAUCUCGCUCAACCAGAUCCGUGAGCAUGAUCGACUUCGGCGCUGCGGCCAACGAAGACGCAGAUACGCUGAGCCAACUCCCCAUCUCGACCGGACUUCAACGACGUCCAACACACGCAGACUACGAACGCAACCUUUCCGUGAUUGGCGAUGACCGCCGCCGCCCAUCAGUCAUCAACCUGCAAAGCGCGAUGGAAGUGGAGAAAGAUGACCAUCGGGACUCAGUGGGCAUCAGACGCCGAAUCAGCAGGGCUCGUCCGUUGAAGGACGAUGCCAACCCACUCAUGGCUCAAGCGCUGGAGAAGCACCAGCAGGAGAAGGCGCUCUUUCGGUCGGCGAGCAAGCAGCGCGAGUCGUUGAACCCGUCACAGACGGUGCCGGUGUUCAAGUCCUCGCCAUUCAGCUCUGGUGUGCCGACGCCGGAUACUCGCAGCGAGCUCUUGGAUCCUCUCGGCAAUGAUCGUGAAGCCGGUCUUGCGGGUAGGAGCGUGAGCAGCACGCACCUCGCUGUUCCUAGUGCAGCAACGUAUGCCUCCUCCGGCGUCAGCAGCACUGCUGGAGCCUCGAGGGCAGGACCACGAGGGAGCGGAUCGUCAAGCUUGCGCUUGGGCAAGAAGAGAAUCGGCACUUCUCUAGAGUCCUGGUCACGCUACCCUUCUCACAACAGAGGCGAGCGUUGUGCUUCAGCCGGACGUCCUGACAAUGUCAUCACGCGCGACUUUGCGGUCGAUGUCGACCACGCCGAUAUCCAUGAGACUGAUGAGACAGAGGCCGAGCAGACCGUCAGUCCUGGCAGCAAGCGCACGAACAAGGCGAAGCGCUCGAAGGCCCCCCUGCCAAAGAGCCGGUCCAUGACGUUCAGCAGUAUCGUGCGCUACUACUCCAACUUGUUCUCGUCGAGCAGUGUUGGGCAGAACCGCAGAACGUCCGUGACUUUGGGUGGAAGGCUGGAGUAUCCGGAGCUGGAAUUGUUGCCACCCCAGUUGGCUGCUGAGCCGGUCGUGCAUCCUCACCACAAGCACUCAGGCGCUCUCGGCCGCUUCAAGGAACAUGCCAGGGAGGAUGCCGACAAGCUUCGUGAACUUGUCAGGGAAGAAGAAGACAAAGUCGAAGAGUACGUCCACGAAGAAGAAGAGAAACUCGAGACUUUCGUGCGCCGCGAAGAGGACCUGGUCGAAGGCUUCGUCAAGAAAGAAGAGGGCAAGCUGAAAGACUACGUCCGCGCGGAAGAAGACAAGAUCAAGAAGGAAGAAGGCAAGCUGAAGCAGUACGUCCGCGCCGAAGAGGACAAGUUCAAGCAUCACCGUUGGCGCCACCACUCGAGCGAUCGCGAGUCCACUGGAAGGGAGAGUCCCUUCCGCGAGAUCAGUCUGUUCGAGGUCCCCCGUGAUCGCAGCCAAGAUAGUGCGAAGCGCAGGGAUACUAUGGCGAUUGGACCGAUGGACGAUCUGGAGGACGAGGGACCGACGCCUGGUGGUGGCAGCGUCACUACCGACGCAGGCUUAAAGCUCGACGGAGCAUCGCAUGACCCGACAGAGAUAGAAGUGAAGCCCACCACCCCUUCAAAAGCCGAACUCUGGUCCGACAUCUACCGCCAAUGCCUCACCCGCCCCUCCUCAUCCUCCCACGACACCACCCUGCGCCCCCCCGCCGACCCCUCCCGCUCCUCCUCCAUGCCCCCUCCAGCGUUGAAACCGGUCAAAGCCCGCUCCCCCGAGCAGCCGAAACAGACGGAUCCGAACGCGACGAUCCGGCGUUUCCCGUCCGUGACGGUUAUUGAUGAUCGGAAAGGGCAUUUCAGGAGUAUUUCGUUGAUUUCGGUGAAGGGGGGAAAGGAGGCGGGGUUUGAGCGGGGGAGUACGGGGGAGUUGGUUGAGUUGGUAAAGGAGAGGGAGAGGGGGGAGGAGAAGAAGUUGGUGGGAACUGCGGGUGGGACAGGGAAGGGUGUUGCUUUCUGA